Pecten maximus is the source of this 4262-nucleotide messenger RNA. RefSeq names its product acyl-CoA dehydrogenase family member 10-like. The record is from RefSeq and is a predicted model, not a curated record. Gene Ontology annotation, molecular function: oxidoreductase activity, acting on the CH-CH group of donors; flavin adenine dinucleotide binding. The transcript is spliced from 22 exons. The coding region runs from base 255 to 3413 and encodes 1052 amino acids. Lineage: Eukaryota; Metazoa; Mollusca; Bivalvia; Pectinida; Pectinidae.
CCUUUGAAUUGUUAAGAUGAAAGUAAAAAAUCACUACUGGUCAUUACCGACAUUAGGCAGCUUGAGUCUAGUGAAAGCUGACAAUCGGAUAAAUAUUGGCUUGGCCUUUAACAUUUGUAAUGCAUACAUUGGACCUGAUCUUGCCUAAGUAAACGCUUGGAACUACAUACAACUAUCUAAUCUCCACUGUCUGGUCAAUAUUUUAAAAUUUAUCCUGCAACUUGUGAGCAAUAACUUUAAUUUAAGAUGGAAGCAUGCUGAGAUGUACUGUACUAUUUCCUAAUCUGUUAGGAAAGGCUUUCAGUAACUCCAGUAGAGUGUUAUUACCUGCCCUUUGUACAAAUUCACCACCAGGUGGCAGGAAGAUGGCAGCAUCACGCCAGUACACAACCAAGGCGGUCAUAUUUGAUAUGGGAGGAGUUAUAGUUCCGCCACCAUUUAAAAUGUUUGAAGAUUACGAGAAAGAGAAAAGUCUGCCACCAAAGUCCAUUUCACGAAUAAUAAUUGAGAGUGGCAGGCAUGGAUCUUGGUCCAAGCUGGAGUCUGGCGAGCUCUCAGUCACCCAGUUCUUUGAUGUGUUCCAGAAAGAGUACUUUGACUCGACUGGGAGGAACAUUGAUAUGGCUGAGUUAUUUAGGGGAUUCAGUAAGUACAUGGGCACUCCCUACCCUCAGAUGAUCGAUGCGGUUCAAUGUGUGAAAGCAGAGGGACUGAAGACCGCCCUCCUCACCAAUAACUGGCACUGGCCGGGGAAGGAUUCCUCCAAUAGUCUUCCUCUUGACCGCUCUCUAUUUGAUGUGAUCGUCGAGUCAUGUGUUGUGGGGAUGAGGAAGCCAGACCCGCGGAUAUAUGAACUUUGUUUGAAGGAGCUAAAUGUGGCUCCACAGGAAUCUGUCUUCCUUGACGACCUUGGUGGCAACCUCAAAGCAGCCAAGGCCCUAGGUAUCAAUACCAUUAAGGUGUCAGAUCCUGAUGUAGCGAUCCGAGAAUUAGAACAGUUUCUUGGUCUGCCCCUCCAUGGAUAUGUGCAGGGCACCAUAGCCGUAGCAGAACACCUAAAGAUUCCAAUGGACAGGCUGGAAGACUACCUCAGAAAUGUUCUCCACAUCCAAUCUACAGAACCUCCUCAUAUCCGCUGUUUUGAGCAUGGCCAGUCCAACCCUACAUACUAUGUAUCUUAUGGAGGCAAACAGCUUGUCCUUCGCAAAAAGCCACCAGGGAAGCUACUACCAUCAGCCCACGCUGUGGAAAGAGAAUUUAAAGUGAUGCAGGCUCUAGGACAACAUGGCGUGCCCAUGCCUAAGAUGUAUGGACUGUGUGAAGACCCCAGCGUAAUUGGGACUCCAUUUUAUGUAAUGGAGUAUCUGAAGGGUAGGAUCUUCAUUGACCGCUCACUGCCUGGUAUGACUAAAGCCCAGAGGAGGGAACUGUACUCGUGUAUGGCGGACACACUCUGUCAAAUUCAUCGAGUGAACAUCAGUGCUGCUGGUCUCGAUGGCUUUGGAAAGAAAGGUGAAUAUUUAAAGAGGAACUUCAGCAGGUGGUCACGUCAGUAUGAGGCCAGUAAAACACGGGAGAUAGAGUCCAUGAACAAGCUGAUGCAGUGGAUAUCUGAACACAUGCCCACGGAUGAACAAGUUACAGUGGUUCAUGGAGACUUCAGACUUGACAACUUGAUCUUCCACCCGGAGAAACCUGAAGUGAUUGGAGUCCUAGACUGGGAACUCUCUACAAUUGGAGACCCAAUAACAGACCUUUUCUCAGCGAUGAUUAAUUAUUACAUGCCAGAUGACUUCUUCAUGUUUGGAGAGACUGGUCAGGUGGAUAUGCAAGCACUUGGGUGUCCAUCAGUGGAAGAGUUCGUUGCAGAGUACAGUCAGAAGAUGGGAAUCCCUCCAAUUGACAACUGGGACUUCUAUGUGGCUUUUGGACUUUUUAGAUUCAUUGCUAUUAUCCAAGGUGUCUACAAGAGGGCCAUUUCUGGCCAAAAAAGUCACCCCAAAUCUGAAAUGGCUGGGAUGUUUGCAGUUAAGAUAGCAGAUGAUGCCUGGAAUCUUAUCUCUAAAAGCAAACUGAAGCCAACUCUAUCACCGACAGGAGGUUCCACCUCUUCCAACCAGGGUAGCAAGAGGAACUACUCCACUUCAGCUGGUAGUGAGAAACUAGGUAUGAUGACCGUCACACCGGAGGCCCUGCCAGAAAGGCCGAAGGACAUUUAUUAUCGUGUGAAAAAGUUCAUCAAAGAGGAGAUUCUCCCACAUGAGGCAGAACUGCUAGAGUUUACCAAAUCUGACAAGAAAUGGGAAGUCAACCCUCUGAUGGAACAGCUUAAGGCAAAAGCUAAGGCCCAAGGAUUGUGGAAUCUGUUCAUGCCUGUAGAGUCGGACCCAAAUGUUAAGUAUGGAGCAGGGUUGACCAACAUUCAGUACGCUUUUAUGGCAGAGGAGAUGGGCAAGUGUGUAUGGGCCUCUGAGGUAUUCAACUGUUCAGCACCUGAUACAGGUAACAUGCAGACCCUGGUAAUGUAUGGUACUGAAGAACAGAAACAGCAGUGGCUAGUCCCCCUCCUCAACGGUGAAAUGAGGUCUUGCUUCGGCAUGACAGAACCACAGGUGGCGUCAUCUGAUGCGACAAACAUCGAGGCUUCCAUAGAGAGAAUGUCGGACCACUACCUCAUCAACGGUCACAAAUGGUGGACAUCAGGUGCCCUCCACCCCAAUUGUAAAGUGUGUAUCUUCAUGGGUAAGACUGACAAGGGAGAAAAUAUUCAUAAGCAGCAGAGCAUGAUCCUGGUUCCUAUGGAUGCACCUGGGGUGAAAAUCAUUCGACCUCUAUCAGUCUUUGGUUUCAUGGAUGAACCAGCUGGCCAUGCAGAGGUGAUCUUUGAAAAUGUGAAAGUACCAUUAACAAAUAUUCUGCUGGGAGAGGGCAGAGGGUUCGAGAUUGCUCAAGGACGUUUAGGUCCAGGGAGAAUCCAUCACUGUAUGAGACUAAUUGGCAGCGCAGAGAGAGCUCUGGAACUCAUGGUCAAACGUACCAUGGAACGUGUGGCUUUUGGAAAGCCUCUCGCUGCCCAGGGUACCAUUCAGGCCGACGUGGCACAAUCCAGGAUAGAGAUUGAACAGGCUAGGCUGCUCACGCUCAGGGCUGCCUACAUCAUGGACAACUUCGGCAACAAAGUUGCGGCUCCAGAUAUCGCCAUGAUAAAGGUUGCUGCACCAAACAUGGCACUGAAAGUGGUAGACCGGGCUAUACAGGUACAUGGGGGUGCAGGUCUGAGCCUUGACUUCCCUCUGGCAGCAAUGUAUGCACACGCACGGACAUUGCGCUUAGCUGACGGACCAGAUGAGGUACACAGGCGCGCUGUCGCUAGGUUGGAAUACCGACGAGCCAGCAAGGUCAACAAGUUGUAAAAACACUUCAGGUUUCCGAGUGAUAGUGUUUGUUAAAAACAAUAUACAUUUAUAGAUGUGUGGAUUAAGAAUAUUGAUUUAAGAAAUUCACUAUCGAGAGAUUUUGUGUAAUCCAUGUUUAUUUAGACAAUGGUAAAUCACUAAAAGGAAGAUAAUUUGUAUUGAUUUAAAGUAAAAUGCAGAUUGUGAUGUUUGUACUUGUGUGGGUGGGGUGUAAUUCGAAUGAAUGUGAUUUGAUAAUCCAGCUGUAAGCGAAAAUAAGAUUUUAACUGGUAGAUCAUUGUAUUUAAAUCUGUGUAAAUUGGAGCGACUGUAUAUCGUCAGCCUGUGAUAUAAAUGGUGCCAGUGUGUAUGGUACCCUAAAUGAAAAGGAAACUUAGAUUUAAUAAUACAAGUGUGAAUGUGAUCAUCAUAUAAUUAAAGUAUGGUAUGACUGUAUGUGUCUAUAAUUAAACUUAAAUGUGGGGCAUUCUCAAUAUAAACUGUCUCCAUGGUUACACAGAACUUGGCAUCCUAUAAUUAAAGUAUGGUAUGACUGUAUGUGUCUAUAAUUAGUUUAAUUUAUAUGUGGGGCAUUCUGAAUAUAAACUGUGUCCAUGGUUACACAGAACUUUGCAACACACUUGAGAUAUGCAUAACUGCUUGUAUCUACGGAAACAUCAUUGAUCAAAAUAUUGUUGAAUGAAAUAGGAAAUUGCAAAUAUAAUGAUCUAAUUUAUAUGCUUUUUUCUACCUAACAUUUUAUAUAAAAUUACACUUUUUGUGCCAUGCUUGCUCUGGAAGAAGUGUCGUAUAUACAGUUAUAUUUUUAUAAGAAACAAAGGCAAUAAAAUUUGAUAUAUACAGAAA